ACCGUUGCGAGAUGAGACUAGAUUGUCAAGCGUCUAUAAGCUUUGCGAAGCUAGUAUAUUCACAUAUCAACAACCGUCUGCACCACCUGUAGGCGGCAGACACUAAGCUAAUACCAGAUUCGGAUUGUGCAAGCUUGCCAGACAAUCACUAAGAUGGUGGGCAAGAAGUCAGGCCGUGCCCUUCUGAGGGAGGAAGGUACGUCUGACAACCUCCUUCCCUUCGAUCGCAUGAUGGGCGUGCCAUGUAUCGAACCGUUUUCCACGCUUUACCACCGAAGCACUCCGCCGCGCCACUACUUACCCAAGGAUGCGCACCUGCAUCGUGCAUACUAAGCAAACCGCGUAGGACUGGCUCGCACGGACAACAAUAUGGAUUUCACAAAUUGGCCACAGGUGAAUAUGAUCAAUCAGAAGAACUAUUAUACGUACGUUGACCCACCCUUCGCAAGUCCAACAACAACCCUGUCGAGCCAAACAUCUUCACUUAGCAAACGUCCAUCA
Messenger RNA from Baudoinia panamericana UAMH 10762, 501 nucleotides. RefSeq lists its product as uncharacterized. The coding region runs from base 154 to 333 and encodes 59 amino acids. The transcript has a single exon. NCBI's taxonomy places the organism in Eukaryota, Fungi, Ascomycota, Dothideomycetes, Mycosphaerellales, Teratosphaeriaceae. The record is from RefSeq and is a predicted model, not a curated record.